AUGUCAUCAAAAGAAAUCUCUCUACGCAUUCGAAGAGAAGUUAGAGAUGGAAAUUUUCAAAUUGCUACCUCUUUUGCCUUCUGUUUAUCUCUUGCAUUUCUAGUCGUUCUUUUAGCAACAAUCAUUAAUGAUCACUUCAAGAAAUUCAUUUUAUACGAAGAUUUAUCCUUUUCUCGUCUCAAUGCAUUUCCACCUCUCUAUUCUUUCUCUUUAACCUCACAUUCUCAAUGUAAUUCUUCAUCGGUGCACCAGUCAAAUAGUUCAAAUAUGAGUUAUGAGCUAAAGGAUUGGAUUUCUCCGAAAAGUCUUUGGCAUUCAAUGAGUGACGAGGAAUUGAUGUGGCGAGCAUCUAUUGUACCUCGUAUGAGAGAGAAUCCUUUUAAUCUUACGACAAAAGUCGCAUUCAUGUUCUUAACUAGGGGAAGAUUACCCCUCGCCCCAUUAUGGGAGAUGUUCUUUAAAGGACACGAAGGCCUCUUCUCAAUAUACCUCCAUACGUCACCGGAGUUCACCUAUGAGCCUCCCGAGUCAUCGGUAUUCUACAAGCGUAGAAUACCUAGUAAGCCCGUUCAUUGGGGAAGAUCGACCAUGAUUGAUGGCGAGAGGCGUCUUCUAGCCAAUGCCCUACUUGACUUCUCUAAUGAAAGAUUUAUACUCCUCUCAGAGACCUGCAUUCCUCUAUUCAACUUCACAACCAUUUACAACUACCUCAUAAAUUCCAACCAAAGUUUCCUUAGUUCUUUUGAUGAUCCUCGACCCAUAGGCCGUGGUCGAUAUAACAAGCGAAUGUCGCCUUCCAUUACAUUAUUCGAUUGGCGAAAGGGCUCCCAAUGGUUUGAAGCUAAUCGAAAACUCGCCAUCGAGAUAGUAUCCGAUGUAAAAUACUACCCGAUUUUUAGAAACCAUUGCAUGCCACCAUGCUACAUGGAUGAGCAUUAUUUGCCAACUCUCGUGACUAAAAUUUGUCCUGAUUUAACAUCGAAUACGACAAUUACUUGGACUGAUUGGUCUGGACGUGGCUCACAUCCUACUACGUUUAAGAGAAAUGAUAUUACAGAAGAAUUUUUAGUUCGAAUUCGCCAUGGAUUUAACUGUACUUACAAUGGUGGGGUGAGCUCCAUUUGCUUCCUAUUUGCAAGAAAGUUUCAUCCCAAUUCUCUACAACCUUUGUUAAGGCUUGCCCCAUCGUUGCUUGGCUUCAAAGCUUAACCUAUGCAAAACCUGUGCAAGGAGUCAGCAAGUCUAAUGUGCGGGAACAGA
This is a messenger RNA of Olea europaea var. sylvestris, 1260 nucleotides long. RefSeq lists its product as uncharacterized. The record is from RefSeq and is a predicted model, not a curated record. Gene Ontology annotation, molecular function: glycosyltransferase activity. The transcript has 2 exons. The coding region runs from base 1 to 1209 and encodes 402 amino acids. Gene Ontology annotation, cellular component: membrane. Lineage: Eukaryota; Viridiplantae; Streptophyta; Magnoliopsida; Lamiales; Oleaceae.